AUCGUGAUAGCUUGCAGCUCCUGUCCCGUGCGCCAGGAACGGGAACCUUGAUGAUUUGCCGCAAUUGCCGGUCCACAGGCUCCACAUGAGCGCAAACGCGACGCAAGCGCUUCCAAUGGUUGAAACCCGUGGCGCCUCGAGCUUGGCCAUCCCGAAUCCUGGAUCUCGACAUCUUGAAGGGUGAUUUUUCUUUCGUUACGGCGACCAUUGUGUCGGCUUAUAAAUUCUCAAGAUUUGCGCCAUGAUUCGCAACAGUCCGGUCGUUCCGUUUGCCUAACCGACUUCAGACCUGUGUCCUGCUACCUAGCUGCCAUUGCGCCGGCACCCGCACCCGGAGCUGCCGCCGAGGAUCGAGGCGCGACUGCGCAAACAGACAGCAUGGGCUCCUUUCCCCGAGUUCGGUUCCUGGCGAUUGCCAUAAUCUUCCACUUCGCGUACAUAUUUUCCAUAUUCGACAUCUAUUUCGUUAGCCCCAUUGUCUCUGGAAUGCGCCUGUUCCAAGUAGAGAGACCAGCAAACCGCGCCCCCGCAGACCGCCUGGUCCUCUUUGUUGGUGACGGAUUGCGUGCUGAUAAAGCGUUUCAAUGGCACCCCGAGCCCUACCCCCAAUCUGAUGACGACCUCGCCCCGCGACCCUUGGCCCCCUUCCUGCGAUCCAAGGUGUUGGAGGAAGGAACAUUUGGCGUGUCCCACACCCGCGUGCCGACUGAGUCGCGACCCGGCCAUGUUGCCCUCAUUGCCGGCCUCUACGAAGAUGUCUCGGCGGUAACCACGGGCUGGAAGCUGAACCCGGUUAAUUUCGACAGUCUCUUCAACCGCAGUCGGCACACGUGGAGCUGGGGCAGUCCCGACAUUCUACCCAUGUUCCAGCACGGUGCCGUACCUGGCCGGGUGGACGCAUUCACCUACGGCGCAGAGCUUGAGGAUUUCUCCUCGGAUGCUAUUGUGCUGGAUCUUUGGGUGUUUGAUCAUGUCAAGGAGUUCUUUGCCGAGGCGCGCAAGAACAAGACGCUCAACGAUGCGCUGAGGCAAGACAAGGUAGUGUUUUUCCUUCAUCUGCUGGGACUAGACACUACCGGGCAUUUCCACCGGCCGUAUUCGAAGGAAUACCUUAACAACCUCAAGGUCGUCGAUAAGGGAGUGCAGGAAAUUGUGAAAUUGAUUGAGGCCUUUUAUGGCGACGACCGAACGGCCUUCGUCUUUACCGCCGACCAUGGCAUGAGUGACUGGGGCAGCCAUGGCGACGGCCACCCCGACAACACGCGGACACCUCUCAUCGCUUGGGGCUCAGGGGUCGCCAAGCCUCAGCUCUACCCGGGAGAUGUCGCACCGGGACACGACGAGUUUUCGUCAGACUGGCAUCUUGACCAUGUCAGGAGACACGACGUUGCGCAAGCCGAUGUCGCCGCGCUCAUGGCCUACCUUGUCGGUACUGAGUUCCCAGCGAACUCGGUAGGUGAGCUGCCAUUGUCAUUCCUGGCCGCGGAUAUCAAGGAGAAAGCCGAGGCAUCGCUCGUCAAUGCGCGCGGUAUUCUCGAGCAGUACCGCGUGAAGGAGGAGAUGAAAAAGGCCACCGAAUUGAGGUACAGACCUUACGAGCCCUUGAGCAACAAGGGUCUCGAGCCCGAAAGCCGGGUUGCUCACAUCCAGCAGCUCAUCGAGGCUGGGAACUAUGAGGAGGCUAUCGAGGAGUCAGCCGCCCUCAUGAAAGUAGGCCUCGGCGGUCUCCGGUAUCUGCAGACCUACGAUUGGCUGUUCUUGAGGGCGCUCAUCACUGUAGGGUAUCUGGGAUGGAUGGUGUAUGCUCUCACGACUGUCAUCGACCUCCACGUAUUGCACGGGCGUUUACAGCCCUCGAGAACGCUUUUUGGGGCUCUUAUCUCGUCUUCGAUCUUGACCGCACUCUAUGCAUCCUUUAUUGUCUCGAAGUCUCCGCUUGCUUAUUAUGCGUAUGCCUUCUUCCCUGUCUUCUUCUGGGAAGAGGUCUAUGCGCGCCGGCAAAGCUUGGUGGAAGGCCGCAAACAGUUAUUCGGACAUAUCGAAUCAGGGGGGAGCCUUGCUUCGUUGGUAUUCAAUUUUGCAGUUUAUGUCGGCAUCAUUGAGUCAUUGGCUCUGGGCUACAUCCACCGCGAGAUUCUCACAAUACUGUUCAUCGUCGGCGCCUUUUGGCCUCUUGUCUAUGGUCUCUCCUUCCUGCAGCAACACGCCGCGCUGUCCAUCACGUGGCUCCUCUCCUGUCUCACCAUGAGCACCUUCACAUUACUUCCAGCCAUGAAGACUGAGAAUGUGAACUUGAUUAUGGGUGGGGGCGCAUUGAUGGUUAUUGUCGGCGUGUUAUACCUGAUCUUGGAAGAUUUCGUCCUCGCCGGCUUUACGUGGCCGGCGAAGGGCUCUUCUCGCAACAACCUAGUUUCCCGGACUCUUGUGGGUAUUCAGGUUGGCCUUACGCUCCUUGCUAUGGUUGUCACUCGGUCGAGCGCCCUGUCGCUGCAGGCAAAGCAAGGACUUCCUCGCGGCAAUCAGAUUGUGGGCUGGGUUGUUCUGGUCGCGUCCCUCCUCAUGCCCGUGGCAUACCGUCUGCAAGCCAACAACCAUUACAUGCACAGAAUCAUGGUCAUUUUCCUCGCCUGCGCCCCAACAUUCGUCAUCCUCACCGUUUCCUACGAAGGACUGUUCUAUGUCGCCUUCUCAGCGAUCCUGGUCAGCUGGGUUCGCCUAGAGCAUGCCAUCUAUAUCCAUUCCCAGCCCGAGCCAACCUGCUUCUCAUCAACUAAUGGCGCGGCGGACACAUCGUCAUCAUCAGCGAACGGAUCGGCAGCCCCCAAAGAGCAAUCCCUCCUCAGCACCAAAACAACCCUCGCCUCGCCCUUCCGCCCACUCACCCUCCACGACGCCCGCGUCGCCCUCUUCUUCUUCGUCCUCCUGCAAUCAGCAUUCUUCAGCACGGGCAACAUCGCCUCCGUCUCCUCCUUCAGCCUCGAUAGCGUGUCCCGCCUCAUCCCCAUCUUUGACCCCUUCUCCCAGGGCGCCAUGCUCAUCCUCAAGAUUAUGAUCCCAUUCGCACUCGUCUCGGCAAACCUGGGCAUCCUGAACAAACAGUUAGGCGUGGCACCCUCGGCACUGUUCAUGGUCGUGAUGGCUAUCAGCGACGACGAAGGGUCCUGGCUUGAGAUUGGCUCGACGAUUAGUCACUUCGUGAUUGCGAGUUUGCUGUGCGUAUUUGUGGCGGCAUUGGAGGGGGUCAGUGCCAUGUUCAUUGCCGGAGUCGAGGUCGGCGACGACGUGACAAGGGCGGUUGAAAAUGGGGUUGUGGCGGAGGCAUUGUCGGGAAAGACUAGUAGCGCGGCAGUCGAGCAAUUGGCUGCUGGUGCUGAGGAAUAG
Molecule: messenger RNA, 3381 nt
Organism: Chaetomium strumarium
Lineage: Eukaryota; Fungi; Ascomycota; Sordariomycetes; Sordariales; Chaetomiaceae
Product: Phosphatidylinositolglycan class N-domain-containing protein
Exons: 6
Coding region: 379-3381 (1000 amino acids)
Biological process (GO): GPI anchor biosynthetic process
Cellular component (GO): endoplasmic reticulum membrane
Molecular function (GO): mannose-ethanolamine phosphotransferase activity
Source: RefSeq, a predicted model, not a curated record